AUGCGCUUCGUCUCUUUACUAGUUGGCCUUCUUGGUCUUUUUUUUUCGGUGAGUAUUGGCUAAGACGUCCAUUUAGCCAUACUAAAGUGUACAUCAAUAGGCCAUCGCAAACCCACUUCCUUCCAACCCUUCUCCAGUUCCAUUCUCUCCUCUUGGGACUGCAUCUCGUCAUCCCUCUGCAGCAGACCUAGAAACUAGCGACAAUAUACGCUCUAUGGCCCUCACAGAAUCUCCACAGAUUGCUAAGCGUAACAAGGUACUGUAAGCCCGUGUCAUUCGCCCGGAUCUAUCAUUCAUCGAUACAUAUUCAAUGGGAACAUAUACUCACUUGACCACAGGACAAACUUUAUUGCUGUUCCGAUAUCCCAAGUCAACCAUGGAAAUACACGUCACGACUAGAUAUCGAACAAGGAAUCAACUAUCUCUGGGACUAUUGGCCAAAAGGGUUGGCAACCAUAUGUAUCGAGUCCAACACAUGCCAACGGUUGACUUGCUAUGGUUCAGGGGAAAUAAAAUUAUGCAACGAUGUAAGUUUGCCCCCCUCGCUGUGUUAAUACGAAAUUGUUACAUCUUUUGAGGAUUGAUAACUAACAUUUGAUGUCGGAUUAAAGAACGAUUACCAAAUCUGCCCUAACCUUUCGUACCUUGCAAGUUACGCCGAAGAUAUUGUGCGCACUUGCAAUUACCCAGACAAUCAAUACGUGUGCGGGCAGUAUUUUGAUACAGAUGGAUAUAAGUAAGUGAUGUUGCAUUCUUGAGAAGCUAAUGGCAUGGCUGAAUAUGAAUAGUGUCAUUGUCAAGCAGGCAAAUGACAAAGUUGUGUUGAGCGAGCGAAAUGGUCGAUGA
Messenger RNA from Hymenoscyphus albidus, 846 nucleotides. The record is from the annotation of a GenBank genome assembly. Lineage: Eukaryota; Fungi; Ascomycota; Leotiomycetes; Helotiales; Helotiaceae.